Messenger RNA from Zingiber officinale, 1279 nucleotides. RefSeq names its product transcription factor MYB93-like. The record is from RefSeq and is a predicted model, not a curated record. Lineage: Eukaryota; Viridiplantae; Streptophyta; Magnoliopsida; Zingiberales; Zingiberaceae. Bases 77 to 1030 code for a protein of 317 amino acids. The transcript has 3 exons.
GGAGUAACCAAGGAUCAGUCAUAGUCCUCGGCUAGCUACUCCCCCUACCUCUCCGAUCCAUCACCCAAUUCCUUCGAUGGGGAGAUCGCCCUGCUGCGAUGAGAAUGGCCUCAAGAAAGGACCAUGGACACCCGAGGAGGACCAGAAGCUAAUCCAGUGCAUUCAGAAGCAUGGCCAUGGCAGCUGGAGAGCCCUCCCUAAACUUGCCGGAUUGAAUAGAUGUGGAAAGAGUUGCAGGCUGAGAUGGACCAACUACUUGAGGCCAGACAUCAAGAGAGGCAAAUUCUCCCCGGAGGAAGAGCAAACCAUCCUCAACCUGCACUCCAUCCUAGGCAACAAGUGGUCCGCCAUUGCCACGCACCUCCCUGGACGCACCGAUAAUGAGAUCAAGAACUUUUGGAACACCCACCUGAAGAAGAAGCUCAUCCAAAUGGGGUUCGAUCCCAUGACUCAUCAGCCAAGGACUGACUUCUUCUCAGCUCUCCCUCAGCUGAUUGCCCUUGCCAAUCUCAAUGAAUUGCUCAAUGGUCGGCCGUGGGACGACCACGCUGCACGCCUCCAAGCUGAUGCGGAUCAGGCUGCGAAGCUGCAGUGCCUCCAAUACCUGUUGCAAUCUGCAAGCUCCAUGACUACAAAUAAUGGAUCCAAUCCCAGUGGUCUCGGCACCACUACUGCAGCUGCCGACUUGGAGACCAUGAGCCUGCUUAGCUCUCAGAUGACUUCGCCCAUGCCGUCUUCUGGUCUUCAGAAUAUCAACAGCCACGAACAGGUUAACCACUUUUCAUCCGUCUUGUUUGAGCCACCUACGAGCCAGGAGAACAUCGAGUGCUAUACCGCGGCUGUGGGGUUUAGCCAGGGAGAAAACAGAACACAGUACGUUUCUCCUAAUGCAUCUCUUCCUCCUCUCGCUGACGCAUCAAUUGCCCACCAUCAGAAUGCUUGCAGCAUUUCUAGCUCUAAUGAGAAUGAGACCCACUCCUUCUGGCCUGAACUUUUCAUCGAUGAACAAUUCAUGGCUGAAUUUGCUUGAUGACUCAUCGCUCUUACUCUGCGGUAGUGUCUAGUCCUAGGAGGGUUUGGAUGAUCUGAUGUUUGCAUACAAUUCAUGCAUUGAACGGCUGCUAAAUUGGUUCUUGAUACUUGUAAAUGUACUUUUCACAUAUUCAUACAUAUAUGUGUAUACUUAUUCUGCAGCUUCUGCUCUUUUCUACGUACUUGGCUUUCAUCUGUACUAAUGAUUGAUCACUUCUACUGGAACUAAAAUAUCAUUUUCCUUGCA